Messenger RNA from Lottia gigantea (owl limpet), 2110 nucleotides. RefSeq lists its product as hypothetical. Bases 36 to 1229 code for a protein of 397 amino acids. The transcript is spliced from 10 exons. The record is from RefSeq and is a predicted model, not a curated record. Gene Ontology annotation, molecular function: oxidoreductase activity. Lineage: Eukaryota; Metazoa; Mollusca; Gastropoda; Lottiidae.
AGCUUCGUUUUUCGCUCUCUGCUGAUAAAUCAAAGAUGUCGGAACAGACGGCUAAUGCUCCAGCAGAAAAUCAAGAUGGAAAAACUGAAACUGAAAAGCAAGAUGCACCACCAGUUAAGGAAAUGAAAAGUAUAGUACUAUCGGGAUUUGGUGGAAUUAAAAUGUUGAAAGUACAACCAAACCCUGAGCCAACAGUAAAUGAGGGGGAGGUUUUGAUAAGAGUCAAAGCAGGGGGUCUCAACUUCCCUGAUUUGAUGGUGAGGCAAGGUGUUAUAGAAAAUGCUCCAAAGACUCCUAUUAUUAUGGGUUUCGAAUGUUCUGGUGUUGUUGAAGCUUUAGGCGAAAAUACCACAGGAUUAAAUGUUGGAGAUAGAGUGAUUGGUUUCAGCGAUUACAAAUGUUGGGCUGAUUUAGUCACUAUACCAGCUAGCUGUGUGUAUAAAAUGCCUGAUAAGAUGUCUUUCCAUGAAGGAGCUGCCGUUCCAAUGAAUUUUAUAACUGCUUAUAUACUCUUAUUUGAUAUUGGGAAUUUAAGAAAAGAUCAAUCUAUUUUAAUCCAUUCCAUUGGUGGAGGUGUGGGCACUGCGUUAAGUCAACUCUGUAAAACAGUAGAUAAUGUAACAGUAUUUGGUACAGCAUCUAAUCAUAAACAUGAAAAUAUUAAAGAAAAUGUGACUCACUUGUAUGAUCAUUCUACUGAUUAUUCUCAAGAAGUUAGAAAGGUAUAUCCACAAGGAGUUGAUAUAGUAUUAGAUUGUUUAUGUGGUGAUGAUACUAAUAAAGGAAUUAGUUUGUUAAAACCAAUGGGAAAAUACAUCCUCUAUGGUUCUUCUAAUAUUGUUACUGGUGAAACUAAAAGUUUCUUCAGCUUUGCAAAGUCUUGGUGGCAAGUGGACAAAGUAUCUCCUAUUAAAUUAUUUGAUGAAAAUAAAACUAUUGGUGGAUUUCAACUAAGACGUUUACUUCAACAAGGACAACAUGAAUAUAUUCGAGGUGUUAUGGAUAAAUUAUUAAAUCUAUAUAAAGAAAACAAAAUCAAACCAACUAUUGACUCAGUUUGGGCAUUUGAAGAUGUAGGAGAAGCUAUGCAGAAGAUGCACGAUAGGAAAAAUAUUGGUAAAUUAAUAUUGGAUCCCACAGCCCAACCUAAACCUAAGGAAACGGAGAAUGCCACUGAAGCUGCGUCUGAUGGUGAGGGUAAAAAAGAAGAAAGCAAACCAGAAGCUUAAAUUUUUUCUAUCAAGAUGAUAUAAUAAUAUGAUGAAGACUGAAUGUGGUUUGUCAUCAACAAGAUGAAGCCCAGACUGGAAGACAAAAUGGAGGAUAAAACAAGAUUUUUUAUUUCAAUUUCUAGCAUAUGUACCCCCUGUUUUAACAUUAUCUGUUACCAUGGUUUCCUGAUCUUGUAUUUAGACUAACAAAUAGGCUGUUGCUGACAAUAAUUUGAACUGGUCCAAUUCGGCUUAAUAUGAAAGGUGCUUAACUGUUAAACCGUUAUGAAUAAAUGUCAAAGCACUGGCUAUUUGCACUAUCUUGGCACGUAUUGUCUCUGUUUUCUAUCUUCUCUGUACCGUUGUUAGCAGCCAAUGAGAGAGCUUCAUCCGUGUUGUACAUGGGCAAAUGGAUUGUUUCCCCGUCUGUGCUAUUUUUUUUCUAGCGCGUGGAGCCAUUUUGAUUUUCAGGAAUUCUAUUUAGUGACUCUUUUAAGGUUAGGUAGGGAUGGUCCUAUGUUGUACUGUCAUGGGGUAAAUAGCCUCAGCCAAAUGUAAAAGUGCAGCUUUUGUCUGUAAAUCUUUGUGAUAAAUCAUGCAUGAAAACUGAAAACUAUUUUUUUAACAAAAAUUCUUAUAUUACUUUAUCUAAGGCAUAAAUUUAGUUCAGAAUACUUAAAUGAUUUUUAACAAUAUUUAAAGAUGGGUUAUCCCUUGAUUAUGUACUUAACAUUAAGCAAUACAAAUUUUCAUAUUUAUAUGGGACCUUAACUGAUUUUAAGAAAUACAGUAGUCUGAUUGGAUAAUAAAACUAACUUCAAAAUAUUUUUUGAUGAUUGACCAAUCAGAUGACUCAAAUCCUAGGCCUGUACAUUUGUGAUAAUUGAAGGCUCACAUCU